CCCAUGGAUUUUGAAGUUUUGCAAUGAGUCCUCUACAUGCUGGCAGAGUUCCAGCCUGCAGGGGGCUGGGAGAGAGCAGGAGGAGGAUGGCCAGACAGCCUGAAGAGCAGCUCCCACAGGUAUGGCAGUGAAAUAUUCCAUAAGAAACGGGAGGAUUAUUUGGAAUGGCCUGAAUAUUUUAUGGCAGUAGCUUUCUUGUCAGCACAAAGAAGCAAGGAUCCAAAUUCUCAGGUUGGUGCUUGUAUUGUGAAUUUGGAGAACAAGAUUGUUGGGAUUGGAUACAAUGGGAUGCCUAAUGGUUGCAGUGAUGACUUGCUACCCUGGACAAGAACAGCAGAGAACAGGCUAGAUACAAAAUAUCCUUAUGUGUGCCAUGCUGAACUGAAUGCCAUCAUGAACAAAAACUCAGCUGAUGUAAAAGGCUGUAGCAUGUAUGUUGCCUUGUUUCCGUGUAAUGAAUGUGCAAAACUGAUCAUCCAGGCAGGCAUAAAAGAAGUUAUUUUCAUGUCUGACAAGUAUCACAAUUCCCCUGAAAUGAUGGCUGCCCGGCGCAUGUUCGAUUUAGCUGGAAUUAUUUACAGGGAAUUCAAACCAAAGUGCAACAAGAUCAUAAUUGACUUCGAUUCAAUUAAUACCAGACUGAGUCAAAAGCCUCUGUGAAUUACGUCUCAUUAAAUCGCUAGAAGAUUGUGAUUAUCCUUUUCUGAGAAGCUGCUAAUGCCUUUCAUCUUGAAGUUACACAUAACUUUUUAAUGGCUGCUACAGCUAAAGUAGACAUCUAAAGAAUGUAAGGCCAGAAUGUUUUUUUGGUGUUACCGUACAGAACUAAAUCUAUUUAAACAUUUGGUUGCUGCAUUUUUCACACCUCCUUAAAAAUCUGCUGUAACAAAGAGACACCGUUCUACCUGUGUUUAUCAGAAAACUGUUUUGAUUCUUCCAAUGUUCAUUGUCAUCUCCCAAUCUAAUUGGGGUCAGGAUCACUGCUGACAAUAACAUCAGAAUGUAUUGUAGCUAGUAGCAUCCUGGAAAACCUCACUAAUAUAUGUUGAUUGAACAUAGGAGCUAUAUAACGGAUCUACAUGAAGGUAUUGCCCAUACAAAUUCAAACCACAACAACACUAAAAUAUUUUUAAAGGGUUAGAAGUAUUACUGGGUUGUAUGAAACUGUACUGUUGUACUUGGGGUUAUUUGCUAAAUGUAGUAGCAACUUUUUUUUAAUAUGUGGUGUGUGUAUGUUAUGUUCUGAGAAUAUUCUCUGUUGGAGCUAGUUUUCAAAGGGCUUUAAACCCUUUUCCCCAAGACAUCUUGAACUUAAUGAAGACUAAGUGAAUAAAUCAUUGGAUUUUUACCUAUGGGACUCUAUUUGGAGUUAAUUUUCAUGUCUAAAAGGAAAUUAGUUUAUUGGGCCAAGUCUGUACUAGAAUAUACAAUGCAGUGGAGUCCCAAAACUAACCUAUAAGGUAACUGAAUCACUUGUCCACAGAGAGUCAUAGAAAAGAUAUUCAAUGAACCUUGAGGGCUGUGCCAAAACUAGUAAUUGUGGUUUCAGCUAGUUUCCCAAUGCUGGCACAAAGCCUUCAUUUUCAUAAAAGUUGCUUAAAAUAAUAUCCUUUUUAAUUUUAUUUCGAGGUUUGGGAAUAGAUUUGAGUGCCUUUUCUUUCAUUUGCUUUUUUCUAAAUUAAAUAAGCAUAAUGAUUUUGUUUAGGAAAUACUUUUAUAUAUUUAUUUUUUAAUCCCACAUUUUCUUAAAAAUAUAGUUAUGCUUCAGUGAGCUUUUAUUUUUCCUGUAAAGGCUUUUGGUUUCAUAUUUUGGGACAUUAUGUAAUUUGGCUUCCUACUAGUAUUAUUAAAAUCUUAUUAAAAUCUACUAUGCUGAAGUAGGCUCAUUAUGAAAAUAUUACACCAUGUGCUUGGCUCCAGAGUGCUGCUGUUUUUACAGUCAUAUGCAAAGCAUAUUUUAUACAUUUGUUAUAUCAUUACAUAAAGUGUAACAUUCAUGAACCCCCUAGGUUUCUAACAAGGACGUUGUGAUGUAGUGCUAAGACAGUUGGUUUAUAAAGGCUUUUAUAACACUUUCCUUUUUUUGUUCCACCUUCCAUAAUUGUUUUCUACCUUGAAAUAUGGUCUGCUAGAAAUAUCUUAUGUGCAGAUUUUUCAGGUGUGUUGGACUGAUUGAGAGAGAGAGAGAACCUAAAAAGUUACUUUAAUAAAACAACUUACACUGUUCACUAAAA
This is a messenger RNA of Alligator mississippiensis (American alligator), 2234 nucleotides long. RefSeq names its product dCMP deaminase (gene DCTD). Gene Ontology annotation, molecular function: zinc ion binding; dCMP deaminase activity. The record is from RefSeq and is a predicted model, not a curated record. Gene Ontology annotation, cellular component: cytoplasm. Gene Ontology annotation, biological process: dTMP biosynthetic process; dUMP biosynthetic process. NCBI's taxonomy places the organism in Eukaryota, Metazoa, Chordata, Crocodylia, Alligatoridae. The transcript is spliced from 6 exons. The coding region runs from base 37 to 660 and encodes 207 amino acids.